AUGAGCAUUGAUUGCCUCAGCUUGUCCUCUGACUCGCGACGAAAUGUGUCAAGGUUUCAGCCAAACUUAUCUACAACUUUGAUGUCAGAUCCAUUUCCAGCGGUUCCAGCCGUUCCAAUCGAUCCCAAUGCUGGUUCUGCGCAUAGGCCUCUGAACCUGGAGCAGAUGCAGAGGUUUUUGAUUGUGGAAGCUGCCAGCAGCGGUUCUGAGGAUCACCUGACAUCGUUUCAGUCAGCAUUUGUAAGUUCCACUUCGCAACCAGACGACAACAGUGCAAUCAGUGCAGCUGCAGUGAAGAAAAUGAUCAUGGAUGGACGGAAAGCGUCCCCAGCUUUGCGUUUGGUGAAGGAUGCCUUGUGCAGAUACCAAGGGGUUCCACCAGAGGCUCCAAAGCGAGGAGUCAAACCUGAUCCAAGUCUCGAGCGAGCUCGUCUGGCGCGAGCCCGGCGAUUGCUAUAUCCGAGCCCAGAGCUUUCACAGGCAGAUCCACUGCCCAUGAAGGAAUCCGCGCGAGCAACAUCCUCACGAAGCACAAGUGCAGGUCCAUCUGUAGCAACGACCUUCCUGACACACUCACGUCCCACUACUAGUGGUCACCCACUUCCACGACAGUGGCAGGCUUUGCCGAAGCGGCCACUUACUUCACCUGUCACCUCUGACGGGUUGCCGCAGGUUCCUGGCAGCCGGCUGACGAUAUCAGCAGGCAGCCGAAACCGGCGAAGUGCCUUGAGAGGGAAGUCAGGAAUCCAUAGCCUGACCCUAGCAGUGACCUCAUCCCAGUCCUCCAUCGACUCUGUUGAGCAGAAGGUUGAAGGUUCUCCAAAGUCGUCCUCAAAGGUAGCUCAACGAAUGGCCUAUUUGGCUGGAAGGCUUCAUCACAAGGUCUACAGAAUCAGAGCAACCAACAAAGGCGAGUGCGCCUUGGCCUUCUCUUGUCGCAAACGGUUGACCGUGCAAAAGCUCCAUCGUCAAGAGGAAAAGAACCUCGCUGCCGCUGCCAUUCAUUCGAGGCAAUUAGAAGAGUGGGGAAGUCCAACAAAUUCCAUCUCCACAUCUUUUCGAUCAAAGUCACGAGAGGGCAAGAAGGAAGAUGCUGGAAAUGAGGGAAGUAAGGUGUUCGGCAAAAGCGGCUCGUUGAAGGAGGUCGACUAUGUACCAAAGAUUGAAGAGGUGCAGUCCCAAGCUGCGGACUCCAAGCUGGGGAAAUUUACUUCGUUUAAGGCGCAUGAGCUGUCAUGCGACUUCAACUUGCCCGGAGGUCACGUCACGCAGGCCUGGAAGCUGUUCAAGCGCUACGAUCUAAACAAUGACGAUGUUCUAUCUCCGUACGAAUUUCAGCUGCUCUUGAGACAUGUCCUGCGAGAGCGCUUCCCGUCGGCCAAAGACGUUCCGCGAGAGCUCUUCAAGGAAGCGAUUGACAUCCAACACACCAACCUUCCAGUGACCUUUGCGGAUUUCUUGACCUGGAUUACGCGCAACGCUUUCCAGGAAUGCCUGCUGCUCAACACGGAGCAACGCUUCAUGCGCCUUGUUGCUCGCAAGUUCCAAGUCCAUGUCACUGAUGUUGAAUUGGUCAAGCGUCACUUCGACCACUUUACCCAGAAUGGCAGGAUGGAAUACUUGCAGUUCCACAAACUUUUGGCCCUACUGCUGAACUUGCAAGAUGUCUCAUCCCUGCCGGAGAGCCGGGUAAAGUCAUUCUGGCGAGAACUAGCUGGGGACCAUGGAAUUGUUGAGUUCACCGACUUCAUUCCGUGGUAUUUGGCGUGCUUUGCAGGAGGAGAUGGCUCGCCUUUGGUCAACUUCUAUCGGAAAAUCCGACCCAUCUCCAUUGUGGAGGACCACCCUGAGUAG
Molecule: messenger RNA, 1854 nt
Organism: Cladocopium goreaui
Lineage: Eukaryota; Dinophyceae; Suessiales; Symbiodiniaceae
Source: the annotation of a GenBank genome assembly